AUGCGUCUCUUGGUGUUAUGCGCUUGUCUUAUUGUUGCUAUUGCUUUUGUGUACAGUAAACCUAUCAUUUCUCAAAUGAAUAAAUUCAAUGCGAUCAUUACAACAUCGUCUUCGUUACAGAUUUUGAACGAUCAAUUCAAUAAUAUUGCUGGUCAAAUUAUUGAUGUCCUGUCACCAAUCGAAUUGCAAAUACUACAACAAAAAGCCGUUCAACUGGCUGUGAAUGUUUAUAAUGGUAAAGUUGAUAGUAUUACAGCUGCUGAUCAACUACUGCAACAUCUUGAACAAUAUCUUGGCUCAAAUUUACAAGUUUUUAGUACCGUCAAACCUCUUGUUCAACAAUUAACUGAGGCUGUUAUUCUAGUUGUACCUAUUUUACCAUCAAAUAUUGGAAAACAUGAAGUAUCUGCUUCCCAUACUAGCCUCAAUGAUCUUCUUGUAUUACUCGAUCAAUUGCAACUUCAUACUUGGAAUGCUGUUAUUGCUGUAUUUCCAAAAUAUUCAGAUUUAGUUAAUCAACUCGUCGAUGCCAUUGAUCAAAUUACGAAUGCCUUCUCAUCACCACAAUUGAACUCACUUGCACAGCAAAUUGUUUACCUAGCUCUCGAUGUCUAUGAUGAGAAAGUUGGUAUAUAUGUGGCUGCUGAUCAACUAUUCCUACAAGUUAAACAAUAUCUUGGUUCAAAUGCAAAAAUUUUUAGCAAUAUCCAAUUUUUUGCUCAGCAGUUAAUUGAUGCUAUUAUUCUAGUUGUACCUAUUUUACCAUCAAAUAAUGGAAAACAUGAAACAUCUGCUGCUCAUGUUGAUGGUUUUGCAGUAAUUCAACAAAACAAACUUCAAGGACCAUAUCUACUUAAAUUUGAAAUACAUACGUAUAAUCCGAAUGCACCAAAACAUGAAAAAAAACGUCUUGCUCAUAAAUGGGAGAAGGAAUUGCCAGAUAUACCACAUGAAAUGGACCUGUUAUUAAAUGUACGUCUUAAGUAUACUGCUGAUCGUUAUCGUUUGCAACUCAUAAUUCUCGAUUAUAAUGGUAAAGCAUUAAUUUGUUAUCAACCCAUUAUGUUAACACCGUAUGGUAUAGUAGAUACGAUUUUAUCAAAAGGUCAAAAUACUUUUAAGAUGCAAAAUGAUGACGGUCGUAUACAAGAUAAUUGA
Molecule: messenger RNA, 1158 nt
Organism: Adineta steineri
Lineage: Eukaryota; Metazoa; Rotifera; Eurotatoria; Adinetida; Adinetidae
Source: the annotation of a GenBank genome assembly